This is a messenger RNA of Lachancea sp. 'fantastica', 990 nucleotides long. Lineage: Eukaryota; Fungi; Ascomycota; Saccharomycetes; Saccharomycetales; Saccharomycetaceae. The record is from the annotation of a GenBank genome assembly.
AUGGUGUACGUUUCAGAGACUGUAAAGCUCAACAAUGGGUUGGAAAUGCCAUUGGUAGGUUUGGGACUAUGGAAGAUCCCCAACGAAGUGUGUGCAACACAGGUGUACGAAGCCAUCAAGCUGGGCUACCGUCUUUUCGAUGGUGCACAGGAUUACGGCAAUGAGAAAGAGGUGGGUCAAGGAAUUCGGAGAGCGAUAGAUGAAGGCAUUGUAGAAAGAAAGGACCUGUUUGUGGUUUCGAAACUGUGGAAUUCGUACCACGAUCCCAAAAACGUGAAACCGGCACUGCAAAGAACACUGCAAGACUUGGGACUUGACUACUUGGACUUGUUUUACAUUCAUUUCCCAUUAGCAUUCAAAUACGUGCCAUUUGAGGAAAAAUACCCACCAGGCUUCUACACGAGUGCGGAGGACGACAAAAAUGGCAUCAUCAGCUUGGAAAAAGUCCCUAUUCUUGACACUUACCGGGCUUUGGAGUCCCUAGUCGAAGAAGGCCUCAUAAAGUUGAUCGGAAUCUCGAACUUCCGCGGAAUCUUGAUCCACGAUCUGCUUGCAGGCGCCAAGAUUCCUCCUGUAGCCUUGCAGAUCGAACACCACCCAUAUUUGACGCAGGAGCAGCUCUUAGAGUAUGCCAAACAAGUUGAAAUCCAGGUGGUGGCCUACUCAUCUUUCGGACCGCAAUCAUUUAUCGAACUUGAUUCCGAGCUUGCCAAGACCACCCCUACGCUUUUCGAGCACGACACAGUCAAAAAGAUUGCAGACCGCCACAACGCUACCGCCUCUGAAGUCUUGUUGAGAUGGGCCACGCAAAGAGGCGUUGCAAUCAUUCCUAAAUCCUCUAACAAGGAAAGACUUUCCACCAACCUUGAGAUCAACGAGAGAUUGACCUUGACAGACUCCGAUCUAGCCGAAAUCUCGUCCCUCAACAAGAACAUCCGCUUCAACGAUCCAUUCACAUGGCUUGAUAGCAAGUUCCCUGUUUUUUCGUGA